Odocoileus virginianus texanus is the source of this 450-nucleotide messenger RNA. The record is from RefSeq and is a predicted model, not a curated record. Lineage: Eukaryota; Metazoa; Chordata; Mammalia; Artiodactyla; Cervidae.
AUGCUGAGGCGGGAGAUGAAGCCAGAAAGUGACAGGCCCCGGAAAGUCCGAUUUCGGAUCGCGUCGUCUCACAGCGGGCGAGUUCUGAGGGAGGUGUAUGAAGACGGCCGGCCAGCGGGCUCUCUGGAUUCUGAAUGUGCCAGUAUCUGUGGCAUAGAUGGGCUCCGUGAGUCUGAUGGACGGCGGAACGGCCACAUAGGACCGGAAGGUGACGAGCGGGAGAAUGACCAGGAUAACUUGCUGGUGUUGGCCAGGGCGGCCAGCGAGAAGGGGUUUGGGACAAGAAGAGUCAACAUUUUAAGCAAGAAUGGCACAGUCAGAGGCGUUAAAUAUAAAGUCAGUGCUGGACAAGCUCUGUUCGACAAUCUGAGCAAAGUGUUACAGCUUCUGGAGGCUGUGCCUUUUUUGGCCAUGGUGUUGCAUCACUGUGACCUCAGCUUCCACUGUUAA